AUGGUAAUUGACGUGUGUCGCUUUCCUUCGCGCACAGAAGUGGAUGUUAGCUUUUGUUCAGGCAGGCGACUCUUCUUCAUCUGCAUCGGCAUCUCAUUGCAGUACCGAAACUUGCUCGCGAACUUGACAACGAACACAAUCCACAAAUGUACCAGUCGAAUUUGGGUAGCGAAGUGGUUGUUGAGGAACAGAUAG
Molecule: messenger RNA, 195 nt
Organism: Cooperia oncophora
Lineage: Eukaryota; Metazoa; Nematoda; Chromadorea; Rhabditida; Trichostrongylidae
Source: the annotation of a GenBank genome assembly